Messenger RNA from Sinocyclocheilus anshuiensis, 1780 nucleotides. Its product is annotated as gastrula zinc finger protein XlCGF49.1-like. NCBI's taxonomy places the organism in Eukaryota, Metazoa, Chordata, Actinopteri, Cypriniformes, Cyprinidae. Gene Ontology annotation, cellular component: nucleus. Gene Ontology annotation, biological process: regulation of transcription by RNA polymerase II. Gene Ontology annotation, molecular function: RNA polymerase II transcription regulatory region sequence-specific DNA binding; DNA-binding transcription factor activity, RNA polymerase II-specific. The record is from RefSeq and is a predicted model, not a curated record. The transcript has 2 exons. Bases 104 to 832 code for a protein of 242 amino acids.
UUCUACCUUCAAAGAGAGGAAACUUCAUUCAAAAGAGCACAGGGUGAAGAAGGAGUUUCGCUGUGAACAGUGCGGGAAGGAUUUUUUCACCACUGCUCAGAAUAUGAAAGCUCAUAUAAAGACACACGACGAAAAGUCUUUCCAGUGCAGCGAAUGUGAAAAGUAUUUCAGCACCAAAGCAAAUCUGGAUGCUCAUAAGCGAAUCCACACGGGAGAAAGACCGUACAAGUGCCCUCACUGCGAGAAGACCUACAACCACGGAUCUCAUCUGAAGAAACAUGUGCGUGUUCACACCAAUGAGAGACCGUACCAGUGCAGCGAAUGUGGGAAAACCUUCAUAGAGUCAGGCAGUCUAAAGUCACACCAGAGAAUCCACUCUGAUGAGAAACCGUAUCAGUGCAAACACUGUGACAAACGCUUCCGGCAGAAAUCCUAUCUGAAGUGUCACGAGAGGAUUCACACCGGAGAGAAACCGUAUCUGUGCUCCCACUGCGGGAAGAGCUUUUCCAAUCCGACACAUUUUGGAUUUCAUAAGAGAGUCCACACGGGAGAAAAACCGUAUCACUGCAGCGUUUGUGAGAAGAGGUUCAGUAAGUUUGAUACUUUACAAAGCCACAAGAGGAUUCAUACCGGAGAAAGACCGUUCAAAUGCUCACAGUGUGACAAGACGUUUGCUCGAUCAGACGUCCUGAAGGUCCAUCAGCGAGUUCAUACAGGAGAGAAACCUUACUGCUGCUCCAUCUGCGGCGAGAGAUUUGCUUAUUUGGGUAGCUUUCAGACCCAUCAGAACAAACACGCUAAAGAAGAAACUGCUCCAGAAUCAUCAGAGUGACUUACAUCAGUCAAUCUGGAAAAAAGACUCAUUCAGCUCAUCCUGAAACAUCAGGGCUAGAAAUGACUGUUACUUCCCUCAGUGUGUGUCCCUGUUCUCUCGGCAGCCACAGAGCCACCUGUGGGAAAACAUUUGUCCCGUGAAGAAACUUCGAAAGAAAAAAAGAGCAGAAAGACUUGAGUCGCGAGACACGCGGCAGCAGCUUUCCUACCGCUGAUGAUUAACCAGAGCAGUGCAAACAAAUCCAUCUUCCAACCCACAUGAAAUAUCAUGAUGGGAUUCACCCCAGAGAGAAACCGUACCUGUGCUUAUUUAAAGAGUUUUCAGACCCACCAGAAUACACACAAAAAUACAAGCAAAAUCGUCAUAGCAAUCUAUUAACUAAUACUAGACCUUUACUAACUAAAUAAAAGGUCUCAAGCUUAUUGAAGACUACGGCAAGAAAUACUAGAGAAACUGAAUUAAGUAUUCCAGUGUAAAGAUAAAACACUGCAUAACCUUGCUAUUCUCUGUAGGUUGUUGCACAAAACAUCAGCAACUUUUUUUUGCAAGUUGAGUUUACAUGAUUUUAAAAAUUAAACCUUUAAGUAACCAUCGGGGAAAGAUUCUUCAAAAAAAUAAAUAAAUACCUGCACCGUUCUGGGAACAAUAUUUGAUGGUUUUGGAAAAAAAUAAGAAUGUUAUUAUUGGGUUCUCAAACGGGAACCGAAUGCUAACAUUAAGCGAACAUUUGCUUGGUUGGCUUUCCUUGGAAUAAGUUCAUUUAAUCAAGAGAGAGCUUUUCUCUGAAUGUUAUUAGCCAUGCAAUAACCGCCAUGCAAGGGAAGAUGCAAUAACCGCUGUGCUGCCAUGCAAGGGAAUAUAUUCACUGGGUUGAAAUGAAUCCUCUGGAUAGAAAAGUGUUUUUGUGGCAGGUGUUCUUCCUUCAAACUACUUUAAUGUGCAGAU